ACGAGAAAAGGGGGAGGGGGGUCUCGUCCAAUGGCACUCCUCGGGGUGGGACUCCUCCACUGUCUCCCCGCGAGUCACAAAAAGAGGACACUUGGCGAACGGCUGUCCUCACAUCUAACUGCCUGUAGGUAAUCCCUGCUGUCUUGGAUUUAGCGACUUUAAAAGUUAACAAGAAAGUGGGCGCAAGCCUGACUUGACGCCGUGUUUGGCCAUGGAGGUGUGCUUGAAGGUUUCCGUGUUUGUGGCAGCGUGUUUCUCUUUUACCUGCGGGUAUUAUGAAGGUUCUGGAUACUCAGCACUAGAAGAUGACGAAGACUCAUAUGCACGUAGAUAUAGAGAAACUCCUUGGUGUGCUCCAAUCAAGGUUAAAAAUGGCUAUGUCAACUGUAGAACUCCCAGAGGAGAAUAUCACAAAAAUGUUCUUGGAACCAGGUGUAGUAUUCAAUGUAAAAAGGGCUAUGAGAUGCAUGGGAACCCAGAAGUUGUCUGUCUGUCAAGCAAGCGCUGGUCAGGAAAUUAUGCAUGCAGUGAAAUCCGCUGUGCUAAGCUUGCAAUGCCUGCCAAUGGUGGUUAUAAAUGUUCAGAUGGUUCCUAUUUUAACUCAAGGUGUGAGUUUUUCUGCUCUCCUGGGUACCAGCUGAAAGGAGACAGGACUGUAAGUUGCAUGAGCAGCAAAGCCUGGAGUGGGAGAAACCCAACAUGUGAGGAUGUGGAACCACCAACUAUCCAAUGCCCAAGUGUAAAAGAUAAGACGGCUGAUCCAGAAAAGCUAACAGUGCGAGUGUACUGGGAUACUCCUGAAGGAAGAGAUACAGCUGAUGGUGUUUUAACUGAUGUCGUUUUGAAAGGAUUACCUCCUGGCUCUUACUUUCCUGAAGGUGAUCAUAAAAUCCAGUACACCGUGUUCGACAGAGCAGGGAACAAAGCGACUUGCAAAUUCUCAGUGAGGGUUCGAGUUCGAAGGUGUAACACUUUGAGCCCACCAGAUAAUGGCCACAUGAAGUGCAAUUCUGAUGGUAACAACUACGGGGCAACCUGCAUGUUUUCCUGUAUGGGUGGAUAUGAACUACAAGGAAGCACGGCUAGAGUCUGCCAGUAUGGUCUGGCAUGGGCUGGUAGUGAAGCAACCUGUGCACCUAUGAAUAUUAAUGUGGGUGUCCGAACUGCUGCUGCUUUGUUGGACCAGUUUUAUGAGAAGAGGCGUUUGCUGAUUGUCUCUGCCCCGACUGCUGCCAAUCAUUAUUAUAGAUUCCAAAUGGAAAGCCUCCAGCAAGCACAGUGUGGCCUGGACCUGAGGCAUGUAACUGUCAUUGAACUUGUGGGUGUUUAUCCAGCUCAACUUGGGAGAAUAAGACACAAACUCAUUCCACCUGGCCUGGCCCUACAGAUAAGGUUGCUGUUGCAGAUUUCACACACCAAAUACAACAUGGUGCUUCUUGAUAAAACUGGCACAGAUAAGGAGCGCUAUGCUUUCCCGGUCACGGCUGCUGAACUCUUUACAUUCAUUGACACUUUCCCCCUGAGAAGGGAAGAAAUGAAAUUGCAGGAAGAGGCUGGGCAAAAAUGCAGUUAAUUAUUUUUUAUUUUUUGUCAUUGGAAGGUUUACCAUUUUAAUUAAGAGCUCCAUUCAAAACGAGUGCAAAGGAAAAGCAUGGCUCUUUAGGUGUCACAGAGGUGUACAUAAAUAUCUAAGGUCAUUUUUAUGCAUGAUGGAGUAACUAACUGUGUUUUUUCAAAUGUAUAUUUCUUUCUCUUGACUUUUCUGGGAGUUGAAUCUGUUUUCAUUUUUUUUUUUACCAACAGAAUGUAUUAUACUUUUUAAAAAAAAAA
Polypterus senegalus (gray bichir) is the source of this 1830-nucleotide messenger RNA. It is a transcript of the gene srpx, whose product is annotated as sushi-repeat containing protein X-linked. The record is from RefSeq and is a predicted model, not a curated record. Bases 212 to 1573 code for a protein of 453 amino acids. The transcript has 10 exons. Lineage: Eukaryota; Metazoa; Chordata; Cladistia; Polypteriformes; Polypteridae.